ACUCCGCCGCCACCUGCUUGUGAAUGGCUAUUUCGCAUUUAAUCAUACGACAAUAAACAACAAUAAUAUCUUUCUAUUACUGUUAUUAUCACUUUAAAAAACAGUAAAAAUGAAAGUAAUUACCAGUUGUAUAAUACUUUUGUUUUUCUUCUUUACUUCAAGCACAAAAUCGAAAAUUCUUCGCGGGGAACUCGUUACAACUCAAAAUUGGGCAUUCGUAGCAAGAUUUUGUUUUCUAACAGAGAAAGGUAAAUUCCGUUAUGACUUUGUCGUAAAAGGAAGUCCAAAUGAAACUUCAAAUGUAAACUUGUUGCUUUAUUAUGACGCGCCAGAUCAGUGGCCAAAUGUUUAUCCGUCAGAUAAAACUUGUGACCAAAAACAGUCUAUACUGAGUCCUGAAUUUGGACAGAUAGUACCGCUAUCAGCAAGCAGUCAAGUAGCAAGAAUAUCAGGCUGUACUCAGCUCUAUGAACCAUGGGCCCAAUUGCGCUGUACGAGUUACCGAGAAUUCCGGUCAUCGAGACCACGUUGGUGGUUCAUUGCUUUAGCAGAUUGCACGUCACGUACUGGUCUAAAUAUUUCCUAUGACAUGAGUCUGACCAACGCUCAACCAGGUAGUUUUUGGAGGGAACAUUUUUCUGCUGAUGAAUUUUGGUUACUACCUCUUCUGAUAGCAGCAGGAUGUGCUUAUGUACUACUUGUAAGUUACAGUCUCUACGUAGCGAUUCAAUUACGCUUACGACGUCUGCUCCAUGUGACAUACAAAAUAUUUAUGGUGUCACAAAUUUACCAAUUAAUCGGAAUCAGUUUCGAGAUCUAUAGUCUCGCAUAUCGAGGCUCGACAGGAUUUGAAGCUCCGAGAGCGGCUCUCUUUGGGAAUCUCUUCGAAUCAUGUGCGGAAACGUUGUACACUCUACUGAUACUCCUUCUGGCACUUGGUUACACAGUGACCAAGAGUGUAUUAUCGAAUAAACAAAUGUGGUGUGUCUUUUGGUUUAUCGGAACGAUUGUCUUCCUCCAACUUGUUCUCUUUAUUUACGAAGCCGAGGUCUUUGAUCCCGGAUUAGUUCUCUAUAUCUACGAAUCACCGCCAGGAUUUGGACUGAUGGCACUCAAAGUCCUUGCCUGGGGUGUCUUUGUAACCUGUUGCUACCGAACCAGUCGCAAAAGCAGCACCAAGUUUCAUUUCUACGCUUCAUUGCUGUCACUUGGCUCUGCUUGGUUUCUUUGCCAUCCUCUUACGGUACUCGGUAUCACGUUUGCUGUUGAUAAAUGGGUGAGACAGAGUGUCGUAAAAGGUUGUUCCCUAUGGAUUAUUUUUGUUGGACAUGCAAUGUUCCUUUAUGUUACAAGACCAACAUCUUCCAACCCACGUUUUCCAUUCCACAUACGAACAUGGCAAGUAGUUCCCAUUGCCGUUGGACAAAAUCAUAAUUACGAACCAAGAAGAGGGGACACUGCUGCAAUAUUUACUAUUAAUUUAAAUAGAAAUCGUGCAAGACCCGCAUAAUAAUUAAUAAACUAACAACUACGUUGUGUAAAUAAAUUAUUUUCUUAAGGAAAAGUGCCUUAAAUUAAAUUAAUUACUCAACUGUA
Microplitis mediator is the source of this 1596-nucleotide messenger RNA. RefSeq names its product transmembrane protein 145-like. The transcript is spliced from 4 exons. Bases 110 to 1510 code for a protein of 466 amino acids. Gene Ontology annotation, biological process: response to pheromone; G protein-coupled receptor signaling pathway. The record is from RefSeq and is a predicted model, not a curated record. Lineage: Eukaryota; Metazoa; Arthropoda; Insecta; Hymenoptera; Braconidae.